Messenger RNA from Drosophila biarmipes, 1028 nucleotides. Its product is annotated as histidine protein methyltransferase 1 homolog. Bases 103 to 1020 code for a protein of 305 amino acids. The record is from RefSeq and is a predicted model, not a curated record. Gene Ontology annotation, biological process: peptidyl-histidine methylation, to form tele-methylhistidine. Lineage: Eukaryota; Metazoa; Arthropoda; Insecta; Diptera; Drosophilidae. Gene Ontology annotation, molecular function: protein-L-histidine N-tele-methyltransferase activity. The transcript is spliced from 3 exons.
AGCGUGGUUUGCGCCGACAGCUGAUCGAAACCAAUUUACAGAGGAAAAUAAUUAAUACUCACCGCUAACAAUCAGUCUUAGCUGAAGGUUUAAGCUAGAAAGAUGUUUAAAUUUAAUUUCGAAGUCGAAGAGGAUGCCUCUGAAGAUCCCCAGUCCGUUAAGAGUCCCAUUUUUGAAAAGGAUGCCGAAGAAGCUGAUUCGGAAAAGACAAAGGACAUAGAUUGGUACCAGGCGGUGAAAGUACAGCCCACAGAUAACUUGAUUUCCAUAUUGGAUUUCUACGAGCUGAAUGCCAAGGAAAUUGAAGUGGGAAAGACUACAAUAAGACACCUCGUGGCCGGCUUUUUGCUGGACGAUAUUAAGGCUCAAUCCGACUUGCAGGACCUUGAUAUCAGGAAGUCCGAGGAAAAUCAUUCAGACCUCAUAGCCGGGGUCUACGAAGGCGGCGCCAAAAUAUGGGAAUGCACAGACGAUUUACUGCAGUAUUUAUCCGAAAAGCAUGAGGACUCAUUCUGGAAGGACAAACGAGUUCUGGAUUUGGGUUGUGGCUCCGGUUUACUGGGUAUAUAUGCCAUUAAGCAAGGAGCACGUGUCGAUUUUCAGGACUAUAACAAAGAUGUUUUGGAAUACAUCACUUAUCCGAAUAUUCUGCUAAAUGUGGAGGAAACGCUAACUGACGACGAAAAGCUGAAGUUUUUGGACACAAAUACAAACCUUUAUGCUGGAGAUUGGUCUCAUUUCGCUGAACUGACGAAGGACCUGGAAAAAUAUGACCUAAUACUUACCUCAGAAACCAUUUACAAUACUGAAAAUCAGGGAAAACUGUUGGAAACAUUUGCUGGUCGACUGAAAUCCGAUGGAGUCGUGUUGGUCGCUGCAAAAUCUCAUUAUUUUGGAGUAGGAGGUGGCCUUGAACAAUUUUCGGGAAAGAUUAAGCAGGGAAAUGUUUUCCGAAGCGAAAGUGUCUGGCAAGCCGACGAAAAUUUGAAAAGAGGCAUUUUGCAAUUAAAUUUUAAGUAAAUUAAAAA